Cylindrotheca closterium is the source of this 822-nucleotide messenger RNA. The record is from the annotation of a GenBank genome assembly. Lineage: Eukaryota; Bacillariophyta; Bacillariophyceae; Bacillariales; Bacillariaceae.
AUGGAUUCCCCAACCAGUGACAACUUCUCCGCCCCAAUCGAUCAAUCCGUCCUUGAUCGUCUUCCAGACUUUGACGACUUUGACGGCGAUGAUUCGGAAUGUGAUUCCGUAGCCGAAUACUCCCUUUGUGAAAGUAGUGACGAUGACGACUCUUUCAGUUACGAAGGCGAACUAUACGAUGAUGAAAGUCGUAGCUUAAUGGGUGACGAAAGCAGCCUUUUUACGAUUGCGGAAGAGACAGAAGAAGACUUGAUGUCUAUGUGCUCCUGUGAUGAUAGUGACAUGGAUUCGGACAAUGGCCGCAUCCAGAUGCCGAGACAAGUCUCGUUGCAUGCCUUCCUUGCUAAGGACGGAAGGAGAAACAGAGCUAAUAGCAUCGACGUGACCUACCAUCCGGGUCACGAUGACCUCGAUCUCGACAAUGAAGAAUCAGAAUCCACGCAUGCCGAAGAGAAUUUUGUGCGAAAAAGAGAAUCUCUCAACAGCUUUGCAAAUGCAGACAGUGAUGAUGAUGAUGAUGAUGACGCCAAGUCUUUCGACUCCUGCUCCACAAGCGGAAGCACUAGUUUCCAAGUGGCCAAGCGAAGGCUUCAAAAGGAAUUCUCUCUCCGCAAACUAAAGGACGCUGUCCAAGCAGCUGAUAUUACCUCCUCCUUCCGAAAGGAUGACGAAAAGACUUUCAAGUGCAUGGAUUCAAUUGAACAAACACUCUUGCAAUCGUCUGGAAGCUCGCGAUCUUCUGACGGACAUCAAACAGCCAAGAACAACUUGCUGAGUGCCAUUUCCUCGAGCAAGGCGGCCUUGAAAAUUUCCAAAGAAUAA